CGUGUAAUGUAUGCCUGCUGCUGGGUUUUUUUAGUAUUUUUAGUUCAAAAAAUAUGCAGAGUGUGUGCCAGUAAAUGUGUUUUGCAUGAGUGAUCAAGAGAAUGAUAUAUUAAGUCAGCGUAAUAUAUAUUUUACAGAGAUGGAAUGUUUCCUGGCUUUUCUAGUGCUUCUGCACUGUAUCUAAAAUUCGGUGCUGUUUAAGGUGGCUAUUGGCAACUUGAUCCUACUUUUAAGGGCUAGAUCAAUUUGCUCUGUGCAAGGUUUUCAAAAUAAUCUCAGCAGAGAUAUCACCUACUUUUAAAAAUUAUGUUUGCAUAUAGCUUACCACAACAGGGAAUUAUUCUUCCUUGGAAGUACAAUUGUUGGAUGGAUGCCUUUCAUCAGUUGUCUCUGUGUGUGACAUUUCCAGUAAAGCGUUUAAACAUGUUCUCAAACCAGUGCAGUGCAGAACUCCUAGAUACAUGUAAUUAAGCGUAAAACUAGCCCUCAUGGUUCAACCUCUGUCAUUAAUUUAAACCUGCCCUGGUUUACAGAAAUAGUUUUAAAGCGUCCAAAAUAUUAACAACAGUUGGCAUUCCUUUAAGGUGCAUUUAAAAGCCACUUUUGGUUAUGCUAAAAUAGCUUUAUGUCUAGAUAAAGGCCAGGGAGGGUGCCAUCCACCACCAGUGUUUACCACCCUCCGUGUUAAACAUUUAUUCCUUGUAUGUACUCUGCUCUCCUCUUUAAAGCCGUUACCCCUUGUCCUGUUGCUACAGGCCCUACUGAACAGUUCGUCCACAUCUUUAUUAUAAGCUCCCUUUAAGUACUGAAAGGCCGCAAUAAGGUCUCCCCAGGGUGUUUUCUUCACUGGGCUGAACAACCCCCAACUUUCUCUCAGCCUUUCCUCAUGGGAGAUUAUUCCAGACACUUGGUGGAACACCGGGAUCCAGACUCGUUACGUUAGCCUGCUUUGCAAGUUCAGCAACCCUGAAAGCGAGCAGUUAACGCUGCAGCAUCAGCUCGGCCUGGAGGAUUCUCCCACUCCAACUCACAGCAGUCUGGAUGAGUUUCAUCCUCUGAAGAAUGAGGCUGUGGUGUUUUUAAUACACAAUAAGGAACGUGGCAACACAUUUAGAUCUAGCCUCAUUAAUGCUGGUUAGACUGCUCCCCAGAAAAUGUAUUUUUCCAGACUCUGAGGACUUUGACCACUUCUUGACAAAUAAUGAACCCAGUUUCUACAUCCAGACACAAUUCACCAAGCGGUUCUAGCUGCUGAGCUGAUCUUGCCUGUGUUGUUUGAUGAACAGUGCACAGUUGUCAACUUCAGAAAGUCUACAAUGAUGUAACCCCUGAAAACCAUCAAAGGUUAAACAUUCCAAGAACUGACCUGCGUUAUAGCCAGAAACUUUCCAAAAAAAAAUGGCCAGACUGUUGCAAGCUCCACCCAAGUUUAAUCCCUCAGAAUGGAACAUUGCAAACAAGAUGCAGUGUGCCAGUACGGAGUCUCAGAAAUCCAGGUCAGAACGCACAAUAGCUGAGAGUCAGAGGCUGCUGGAUGAAGUAGAAAAGACGACUCGGAAAACCCAGAGUGACAUCAACAAGAAAAUAGAACAGAGACGGGAAGAAAUAAAAUUCUGGAAGCAAGAAUUAGAUAACAAACUUGAACAAAUUGUCCGUGAGACAGAGGUACUGCUGAGUUUCAAGACAAGGCUGGAGAAAUCUUUGGAGAGCUGUGAAGAGCCACUCAUCAUUGCCCAAAAGUGUCUCCUGAAUAGGCAGAGGCGAGCUGGGAUUGACUUGGUCCAUGAUGAAGUGGAACAGGAACUGGUAAAGGAAGUUGAAGUCCUCCAGGGGGUUAUUGCUUUGCUUGGACGUACAUUGGAACAAACCAAUGAGCAAAUCAGACUAAACCGUUCAGCAAAAUACAACCUGGAAAUGGAUCUCAAGGACAAGUUCACAGCUUUGAUGAUUGACGAUUACUGUGCUAGCUUGACAAACAACACUCCUGAUAUCAAAUAUGCUGAUGAUGCAGUGAAAAUAGAAGGAAAUUUUGUUAGCCCUGAAGACUGGAUAGAUUUCUCAAACAUAAAUGUUGAAAAGGCUGAAAAGCAGAAAAACAAUUCUUUGGCACUGAGGGCACUGAUUGAUGGCAUCCUCUCACAGACAGCAAAUGACAUGCGCAAGCAAUGUGAGGUGGUGAAUGUCGCAUUUAGAAGUCGUGUGAAGGAAGUCAAGGAUGCCAAGCACAAACUUCAGACACUCCUUGCAAUGGUGAUGGAUGAGAUUGCCUCACAGGAGAAGAACGUUGCAGCCUUAAAGAAAGCAAUUGCUGAUAAAGAAGGACCUGUUAAGGUGGCUCAAACCCGCUUGGAAGCAAGAAACCAUCGUCCCAGUGUGGAAUUGUGUUAUGACACAGUGCAAUACAAGCUGAUUAGUGAAGUUCAAGAGAUUACAAAAAAUAUUCAAAGAUUAAAGGACACUCUGGCACAGGCUGAGACAGAGCUGAAAGGUCUGAGCCGCCGACAGCUCUCCUUGGAGGAGGAGAUCCAGGUCAAGGAGAAUACAUUGUACGUUGAUGAAGUGCUCUGCAUGCAAAUGAGAGAGUCUGUUUACAUUAAAAACUUCUGAAGCCAUUAUACUGGGAGAUUGUGUUCCAAAGAGCCAGCUCCUGCUGAAAUUUUAUUGACAACCUCCACGUUUAUUGGUUUGGCUCAAUGCUGUCCCGGUUCCAGUUGUGUAAGGUAAUUAAAACAGACCUAGUACUUAUAGCUACCUCUUUCACAGCUAUCUAUGCUCUAGAACACCUGAUGAAAUCUCCCACUUUUAGCAAUAAAAUUCCAGAAUAAGUGGAAA
Molecule: messenger RNA, 2832 nt
Organism: Columba livia (rock pigeon)
Lineage: Eukaryota; Metazoa; Chordata; Aves; Columbiformes; Columbidae
Gene: TEKT1
Product: tektin 1
Exons: 9
Coding region: 1399-2607 (402 amino acids)
Biological process (GO): cilium movement involved in cell motility; cilium assembly
Cellular component (GO): nucleus; microtubule cytoskeleton
Source: RefSeq, a predicted model, not a curated record